AUGAGCUCGUUUUACGACGGAAAAUACCCUAGUGAGUUAGGGUUGGAAGAGGAACUGAAUCAAGUAAACUGCCAAGAUGAGUUGGAGUUUGAUUACUUGUUUGAAUAUGAACCACCUUGCAACAACUUUCCCGGGGAAGAUCAAGGUUUGUCCAAUGGCUUGUCAAGUCUCCCGCGCGCUUUUCUUUACUUUUUAUGUGCAUUAUAUUACUUUUCAGACAAAAACGUUAAAUGCAGUGGCGUCACUGAAAACAAAUAAACAGAGAUGUGAUUUUGACAGAAUGUUAUUGUCCUUCCACUUCUAGUUCUAGUAAACAUUACUAAAAGGAAAUUUAAAACUUUUGACAAAAAUGAAACAAUUGAUCCUGCAUUUGUUAUACAUUGUAUAAUCAUGGCUAGCUUGUUUCAAUACACGUUCUAACUGGAAAACAUCAUCUGUCAUUUGUUUUAUGUACAUAAUGGGUUAAUGUUUACAAAUAUUCUAACAUUCACAAGGGGACCCUUUUGAUGAUGUGAAUAGUUCCCACACCUAAGCCUUUAGUUUUCUAUGAUUAUUAAUCAAUCUGAUCAAAGGGAUUGAAUAAAAAUUAUUAACAACAUUAUUUGAAAUUGUUGUUUGUUGAAUUCAAAGAAUACAUCAUUUUACAUUUACAUUUUACAUUUUAGUCAUUUAGCAGACGCUCUUAUCCAGAGCGACUUACAGUUAGUGAGUGCAUACAUUAUUUUAUUUUUUUAAAUAAUCAUACUGGCCCCCCAUGGGAAUCGAACCCACAACCCUGGCGUUGCAAACGCCAUGCUCUACCAACUGAGCUACAUCCCUGCCUGCCAUUUCCUCCCCUACCCUGGACGACGCUGGGCCAAUUGUGCGCCGCCCAUGGGUCUCCCGGUCGCGGCCGGCUACGACAGAGGCUGGAUUCGAACCAGGAUCUCUAGUGGCACAGCUAGCAAUUUCUAUUUAAUGUGGCUCUGAUCUGUAUUGCAAACAUGGAGCCAAAGAAAGAUGUGUGAUUUCUGAGAAAACGUCAUAUCUUUAGUGAGAAAUGAUUUUACAGACUAUGGACAGUCCCUUUAUAAAUAAUAUAUUUUGUUUUGAUGAUUUCUCUUCCUUGUCCUCUAUCUCCCUCUCAGUAGAUGAGCCACAUCUCUCCUCACAGAGAGUCCUCAGUCCUGCAUCUGGUCUGGCCUACCCCCUGGAGGAGGCUUCCCCCUACGACAUCAAGUGCAGCGAGCACAACCCAGAGAGCCUCUCUGGUUAUGAACACCUGGAGGCUAAAAACUACCUGGACCACACUAGGCCUGGGGGCAUCGCCCUGAGCCCCAGGAUCGAGAUCACACCGUCGCGUGAGCACUACAGCCAUGGACAAGACUCCCUGCAGAACCACCCUCUGAACAUCAGCCCCCGGCCCACUCUGACCGUCCCGGGCCACGACAGCCUGGCAUACCGCGAGCCCCUGUGCCUGAGCCCAGCCAGCAGCAACUCCUCCACCAGCUGGCACUCGGAGAGCUACUCCCCCUGGGCCUCCCCCUGCGUGUCCCCUAGUAGUGGCCAGACCGGGGCCGGAGACCUCUGCCCCCGCUUCCAGAACAUCCACACCGGCUCCCCCCGCACCUCCCCGGGAACUUCCCCCCGCACCGAGGACGGCUGCCUCGGCCCCCGUUCGCCCUCCCCAUCCAUCAGGCCAGGAUCCCGCUCCACCUCCCCACAGGGCAAGCGCACAUACGACAUGUACAGGAACCCCAGCCUGAUCACCGGGAUCCGCUCCCGCAGUCCCUCCCCCCACGGGGGCCACGGGGAGCACCCCCAACAGAAUGCAGGUGCCCACUACGGGACCCCCAACAGUCUGGCUGAGGCCAUGAACGGCUACGGCACUGUCCAGCCUGAUCUGAUCCCCACCAAGGUAGUGAAGACGGCCAACCAGGCGUACGCCCUCUACCCAGAGAACCACAGGGAGGUCAACUACCUGGUGUCCUGUGAGCAGGACGUUAAGAGUAAAACUGGGGCGGAGUCCUUCUUUGUGAUCCCUCCCAUCUGGACCAAGCAGCUGGUCCCCAACCUCUGCAGGUGAAUGGUGUAGGAAGCCUGUACUGUAUAGGUAAAGGGUGCAGUUAGUAGGCCAGUACUGGAUUACUUUCUGCAUAGCCAGGGACACACCCAUAUUAUGAAUCAGAUUUAGUGUCUAUUACAUUGUAUUACAUGAGUUAUAUGACCACCUUAGGAACCACACUUUAAGUAGCCUAAUCAUUGCACAGAAAAUUAACCCUUUUUUCCAACUCUUAUUUCCUGUAGCAUCCCAGUGUCUUCUCUGCCCCCUCUGGAAUGGCCUGUCCCCAGCCAUACAGACCAGUACGAGCUCCACGUUGACGUGCAGCCCAAGCCUCACCACCGAGCCCACUAUGAGACAGAGGGGAGCAGGGGAGCGGUCAAAGCCCCCACUGGAGGUCAUCCUGUUGUCCAGGUACGCUGCUGGCUCUGUAUCACUCUUAGAAAAUAAGAUGCUUUUUGGGAACCUUUUUUGGUUCCAUGUAGAACCUUUUCACCCAAUGAAGAACCAUCAAAGAACCCUUUAGGAACCCUUUAGUGAAAGGAAUCUACAGUACCUUUAACCAAAAAGGUUAAUAUAUAUUCUAGAACCAAAGAGGGACAGGCGAAUAACCCUUUAUGGUUCUAGGUAGCCCCUUUUAGUGUAGGACAGUCUGAGUAGGAAGGCCUGUUACGUGUAAUGGUAUUUCCUAGUCAUCAUUAUAGCAUGUUGUUCUACUGCCCCAGGGCCUGGCUUAGGAAAAUGACUACUGUGUGGUACUGUGUACGUUCUAUCUGUCAUCCUUUACCUCAUCCUUUCUCUCACUAUCUCUCCCUAUCUCUCUCACUCCUCCUCUCUUUUUCCCUAGCAGCCUUUCACACUCACUGAAAUUAGUUAGAACGUGCACUGAUAUCUUACACAUGGUAGCUACUGUAUCCUCACAUCAACUCCCAUACUUGAAUUCCAGACAUUACUACAGUAAAACCCUUCUAGGCUAUUAUUUAUUUAAUUUUCUAUGAACAAUAUACAUUGAAUAUACCAAACAUUAAGAAUAUCCCUUUCGCCCUCAGAACAGCCUCAAUUUGUCGGGGCAUGGGCACUACAAGGUGUCGAAAGCGUUCCACAGGGAUGCUGGCCCAUGUUGACUCCAAUGCUUCCCACAGUUGUGUCAAGUUGGCUGGAUGUCCUUUGGGUGGUGGACCAUUCUUGAUACACACAGGAAACUGUUGAGCGUGAAAAACCCAUCAGCAUUGCAGUCCUUGACACACUCAAACCGGUGCACCUGGCAACUACUACCAUACCCCGUUCAAAGGCACUUAAAUAUUUUGUCUUGCCCAUUCACCCUCUGAAUGGCACACAUACACAAUCCAUGUCUCAAUUGUCUCAAGGCUUAAAAAUCCUUCCUUAACCUGUCUCCUGCCCUUCAUCUACACUGAUUGAAGUGGAUUUAACAAGUGACAUCAAUAAGGGAUCAUAGCUUUCACCUGGAUUCACCUGGUCAGUCUAUGUCAUGGAAAGAGUUCUUAAUGUUUUGUACACUCAGUGUAUUUUGUGUGUUGUGAAUUAUUUCAAACCAAGUGUCAUGAAAACAUUUGUCUUCUUGCUAAGAAACACAGCACUGCGGUACCCCUCACAGCCCCAUGUUUUCAACCACAAGCAGAUUUAUUUUUAUUUGGUCUCAUGACAGUGGUCUCAGGAGACAGGAGUGGUGAGCUUUUAGUCAGGCAUACUGAAUGCAAAAAUGAAAAACAGAAAUGUAAGCUGAACUUAAAGCGCAACUGAAGGCAAGAAAUAACUUAUCUAAGAGAAAGUGGCCUAUGUGGCAUCGAUAUUGUUCAGAAACAUUUAUUCUAGUGUCAAAAUUGACUACAAAGUGUAAAUAGGAUAAUUUUGGUCAUAAAGUCAGUCUCGUCAAAACUAAGUUUUGUAAGUGAGUUCGUCAUGACUUGAGGGUUGGGUUUUGAUUUCGACAAUGCUCACUUGCUCACUAACACGGAUACAAAGCUGCGGCGAUUGCACUCUAUCCAAUCCUACUGCAGAACACACAGACAGUGAGCCAGACUGCCCAGCAGUGCAGCGGAUCUGACUUUGUUUACAUGGAACUACUAACAACUGUUGAAUGUAGGCAGAAACUAUAGUGACAUGAAUACGUGGUGUUGAACACAGGUAGCUGAGUCUGACACAGUGAGUAAAAUAGUAUACUGCUGCAAAUACUAAACAGGCCAUUUGAGAAGCCGGUUGCCAUGGUUGCAAUGAGUGAGUCAGAGCGAGGGGGACUGGGAAAAGUAAAGUGGAGAGAGUUCAGAGUCUGGGACUGGGAGGAAGCCAGCCACAUGAUUGGACAACACCAGGCACAGUUCGCUGACCGUGAGAGACAGAAAAUGGAAAGUGAGAAAUGCUUAAUUUCCGCCAGGCCAGGUUCUGACAAUCAACAACAACAAGGAAGCUUUCAAGACGUUGCCGUGGAAACAUUAAAAUAUGAACUGAAAAUUAUAGGCCCUGCUUAAAAUAUACAGACGUGGAAAUGCCUUUUAUGAAAGAGCGUCUGAACGCAUCGAUUCCACAUGUAUUUCUCUGUUGCUCAUUAAGAAAACAAGAUUUUAGUCUUGGGGAUGUAGUUCGAUGUGGCAGUUACUAAUGUUUGUCCCCAAUGAGACACCAUAGGAACAAAGCCAGUAUCACUUCCUCAAAAUAGUCAGACUGAAUCUAAGAUAACUAAUGAAAUCUGAUCAUUAAUUGAGACGUUUUUGCUGAGGAGGUUUAGUUGGGAAAUUGUACAUCUAGCUAAGGUGUCUGGUAGAGUAUUUCUCAAGUAAAAAAAUGUGUGUCAUGUCUUAUGUAAACAAAGUCCGAUCCGCUGCGCUGCUGGGCAGUCUGUCUCAGUAUCUGUGUGUUCUGCAGUAGGAUUGGAUAGAGUGCAAUCGCCUCAGCUGUGUAUCCUGUGUUAGUGGGCAAGUGAGCAUUGUCGAAAUCAAAACCCAACCCUCAAGUCAUGACGAACUCACUUACAAAACUUAGUUUUGAACGAAACUGACUUUAUGACAAAAAUUAUCCUAUUUACACUUUGUAGUCAAUUUUGACACUAGAAUAAAUGUUUCUGAACAAUAUUGAUGCCACAUAGGCCGUUUUCAAUCAGAGAAGUUGUUUCUUGCCUUCAGCUGCGCUUUAAGUUCAGCUUACACAAGAAAUGCUACUAGCUGUAUACAGCAUGUAUAAAUUGUGUCAAAAUGUAACGAAACUUUACAUUUCUGUUUUUCAUAUGAGUAUGCCUGACUUAAAGCUCAUCAAUCCUGUCUCCCGAGACACUGUCAUGGGACCAGUGUGUAAAGGGGCCACCAAGGACCAAAUGAACAGAAGUCUGCUUGUGGUUGAAAACAUGGGGCUGUGAGGGGUACCACAGUGCUGUGUUUCUUAGCAAGAAGACAAAUGUUUCCAUGACACUUGGUUUGAAAUAAUUCACAACACACAAAAUACACUGAGUUUACAAAACAUUAAGAACUCUUUCCAUGACAUAGACUGACCAGGUGAAUCCAGGUGAAAGCUAUGAUCCCUUAUUGAUGUCACUUGUUAAAUCCACUUCAAUCAGUGUAGAUGAAAGGGAGGAGACAGGUUAAAUAAGGAUUUUUAAGCCUUGAGACAAUUGAGACAUGGAUUGUGUAUGUGUGCCAUUCAGAGGGUGAAUGGGCAAGACAAAAUAUUUAAGAGCCUUUGAACGGGGUAUGGUAGUAGGUUUUAGUGUGUCAAGAGCUGCAACACUGCUUGGUUUUUCACACUCAAUAGUUUCCGACACCUUGUGGAGUCCAAGCCCCAACGAAUUGAGGUUGUUCUGAGGGCAAAAGGGGGUGCAACUCAAUAUUAGGAAUGUUUUGUACACUCAGUGUAUAUACACCCACCACACACACAGAUGCAGAUUAGUGGAGAGACCGGAGACUACCUUGGAAGGAAACAUGCAAAAACCACAAAGCGUGAACUUGCAACUAAAAGUAUCUGUCUGAAAAAUCAUGAGCUUGACACUGUGUGUGCGUGUGUGUGUAUGUGUGUGUGACAGAUACAUAGGGGGUUUUAGUGGUAUGAGUUAAAAGAGAAGUACGUAACGUGUAGACGUCUGACAAGGUUGCAAGCAUACUUUUAUUAUUUAGCUGAACAUUGGCGACAACUAGGCCUACAGCUUAUUUGCAAUUGUAUGUAUUGAUUUUGAUAAACAUUUAUGAAUAGGAUUUUUACGUCAUUUUAUAAACAUGUAUUUUCUAUGUUGCCACCUUCAAUUCUCCAGACCCCUCCCCUGUAUAAAAACUUGAGAAGUACUGGAAUGAACGUAGACCGUGCUUUCUGUCUUUUGUCUUGAAAGUGUCCGUGGAACAUUGGCUCAUGUGGCCAAGCUAAGGCCUUGGCAGUCUCAUUUUCUGCUCAUCUAACAAGCAUGCCAGUGAAUGAUAGUUAUUCCUACGUAAUUCCUUUCAAUUCUAAUUACUUUAGGACAAAAAGAAACCAUCUGUGACUAGUGUCCUCCGACAGGCCUGUCCAAUUUUUUUUGGGUUGAAAGGUCAUGCUCAUUUACUGCAUUUAUAUACAAUUUAAAAACUCUAAAAUGCUAUUUGGAGAACAGCAGAAAACAAGCAAAAAUGCCCCCAGUCAUUCAUUAUAACACUGGUUGCUCUAGCUUCAUUCACCUCAGUUGAUCUACAAACACAUAGCCUAUUAGCUAUACAAUUAGCCGCUACACAUUCAUCCUUAAGAGGCUAUUCACGCACCCAUGCAUCAAUCUAAGUAAAAUAAUAAAAAAAUAGCCAUCACAAUCCGUCAGUUUAAGCUAGAGAUAUCAUCCGUCUAUGUCGGCCUUCCACAUCUGCGGUGGAAGUUGGCCGAGCUUCAGCGGUGUUUGUCAGACCAUGACAAAAAUCUAAUCGGUCUUCUCACGAAAACAUCUGUAGCGUCCGAACGGUUAUGACCCCUCUAUGGAAAGGGGAGACUCUCACGAACAUGAUGGUGUUGUCCGUUUUGCUCUACGACCCCCACUGUCACGAUCGUUACAGGAAGAGACGGACCAAGGCGCAGCGUGAUAAGCGUACAUUUUAUUUCGUACACAACACACGAACAAAACAACAAAACGAUACGUGAAGUUCUGAGGUUACACAACACAAACCUUUAUGGAACAAGAUCCCACAAACUAACUGGUGCCAACAGGCUGCCUAAGUAUGGUCCCCAAUCAGAGACAACGAGCUACAGCUGUCUCUGAUUGGGAACCACCCUGGCCAACAUAGAUCAACACGAUCUAGAACAAAAACAUAGAAAACUAAACAUAGAAAAUCCACACCCUGGCUCAACAUUUAAGAGUCCCCAGAGCCAGGGCGUGACAGUACCCCCCCCCCAAAGGCGCGGACUGCGACCGCGCCACACAAACACAAGAGGGUAGGGGCCGGGUGGGCAUUCCGCCUCGGAGGCGGAUCCGGCUCCGGGCGUGACCACCACCUUUUCUCCACCUCCCCGUUGCGCCCCUGGUCUGGUCCCGCUGACUGGAGCUGGACCCGACGACGGUGGACCAAACCUUACCGGCUCCGGACUGGAGCCGCUGGCCGGAGCUGGACUGUUCACCGGUGGAGCGGAUUGCUCUGGCUCCGGAGUGGAUCCGCUGACUGGAGUUGGACCGGACCCCGGUGGAGCGGAUUGCUCUGACUCCGGAGUGGAGCAGCUAACCGGUGCCGGACCAGGCACCGGUGGAACAGGCACGGGCCGUGCCGGACUGGACACACGCACCACUGGCUUGGUGCGGGGAGCAGGAACGGGCCGGACCGGGCUGACGAUGCGCACCACUGGCUUGGUGCAGGGAGCAGGAACGGGCCGGACCGGGCUGACGACGCGCACCACUGGCUUGGUGCGGGGCGCAGGAACAGGCCGGACCGGGCUGGCGACGCGCACCACUGGCUUGGUGCGAGGGGCAGGAACAGGCCGGACCGGGCUGGCGACGCGCACCACUGGCUUGGUGCGAGGGACAGGAACAGGCCGGACCGGGCUGGCGACGCGCACCACUGGCUUGGUGCGAGGGACAGGAACAGGCCGGGCUGGACUGGGAACACGCACCACUGGCUUGGUGCGGGGAGAAGGAACAGGCCGGGCUGGACUGGGAACACGCACCACUGGCUUGGUGCGGGGAGCCGGAACGGGCCGGGCCGGACUGUGGAGGCUGACUGGAAGUCUGGAGCGGAGAGCUGACACAACCCGUCCUGGCUGAAUGCCUAUUUCCACACAAUAUGUGUGAGGCAUCAGCACAGGACGUACAGGGCUGUGCACUCGUACUGGCGCUACAGCACGUGGCACUGGCGCAGGAUAUACGGGACCGAGGAGGCGUAGUGGAGGCCACGAGCGUUGAGCCGGCACACCCUGUCCUGGAUGCAUGCCCAUCUUAGCACGACACGUGCGUGGUGCUAGUACAGGACUGUGCCGGAACAAUCGCGGCACAGUACGUGGCUCCGCAUAACACGGAGCCUGCCCAGUCUCACGCUUCCUAGCCUGAGUACGGGGAGUUGGCUCUGCUCUAACUCUAGGCUCCGCCAACCACCCUUUUAGCCCCCCAAAAAUUUUUUUCUUGGGGCUGUCUCUCGGGCUUCCUCCUCGGCCGGUACCCUCUGCGUUGCCACUGCUCCUCUCUGUAGCGCGCCUCCACAGUCUCCUCCCAAGGACAGCGAUCCAUUCCGGCCUGAAUCUCUUCCCAAGUCCAGGAUCCCUUCCCGUCCAGGAUCUCCUCCCAAGUCCAGGCUGUCUGUUCCUGGACACGCUGCUUGGUCCUCUUUAGGUGGGAUCUUCUGUCACGAUCGUUACAGGAAGAGGCGGACCAAGGCGCAGCGUGAUAAGCGUACAUUUUAUUUCGUACACAACACAAGAACAAAACAACAAAACGAUACGUGAAGUCCUGAGGUUACACAACACAAACCUUUAUGGAACAAGAUCCCACAAACUAACUGGUGCCAACAGGCUGCCUAAGUAUGGUCCCCAAUCAGAGACAACAAGCUACAGCUGUCUCUGAUUGGGAACCACCCUGGCCAACAUAGAUCAACACGAUCUAGAACAAAAACAUAGAAAACUAAACAUAGAAAAUUCACACCCUGGCUCAACAUUUAAGAGUCCCCAGAGCCAGGGCGUGACACCCACCAGUGUCACAGGACUUGUCUGAAUGUAACCCACACAAAUGAAUGGAAGUAUGGAGGUAGUUUUGUGCCAACAAAAAUAAGGGGUUAAAUAUGUGUCCAAAAAAGCACAAAUAUUUACUGAGCUUUUUUAUAUCUCCUAGAUAUAGGACAGACACUUAAAAACCUUAUACCAUAUGAUACAUUUUUUGACUGUAUUUUUUGCCAUUUAUGAAUGUGUUAUUCAAUGCGAUUCUAUGGGCUAUUGUAGUAAAGGCCAAAUUCUAUAUUUUAUCAAAUAACAUUUACCUAAACUCAGCACCGGGAUUAAAAACGGUAAUUUAAUACAUACUGAGUUAUCUGUUAGCAGAAAAUGUAUUUUAUUAACAAAAGGUAAACAAAUAAGUUUGCUUUGUAGAAAAAAAAGAAAAAAAAGUUUUAUAGCAAAUUUCCUGCAAUUCUACACAUUUUGCCAUGUCUUAUGCCAGGUUAAUAUGAUAUCUGAGUGAGAGCGACUAACAAAAUCAAUGGGGGCCGGUCGGUAAUUCGGCCAUGAUGUUUGAAGAAGUGUGCUUACUGUGAUCAAGAUGUGGUUGUCCCACUGGCUUUCCUAAGUUGAAUGCACCAAUUUGUAAGUCGCUCUGGAUAAGAGCGUCUGCUAAAUGACUUAAAUGUUAAAUGUUAAAAAUUACUACAAGUGUAGAUAGCUGGCUAGAGAGCAGACUCAUUUACCAAUCUAAAUUAUUUUAACUGAUAUGGGCUAAUUGAGUGACUGUCAGUGAGUGACAUAUAACAAGAGGAAAACUGCUGCAACAAAGUUUUGAAAUUGCACCUUGUGUAUUCUACUAUUCUCUCAACAGUAAAUUGAGACUCUGACUGAAUUCUAAUGUUGAGGACUGGAGAAUACUAAUGUUUCCAGCAGUGUGUGUCUACCAAGGUGUUAGCUUCAUGUUCAGCCAAAACUGUUAGCAGCAAACUGGCAAAAUAAUACAUAUAGCUAUAGGCAGAAUAAUGACAAAAAACUAUAAUUAUAUAUAUUCAACUAUGUAAUAAAACACUGGGUACCUACCAGUGUGUGUGCAGUAUAUAAGGAGUGAAAAAGAACAGGCAGAGUAGAAAUGUUCUUUAAAUUGAAAAAUGACACAUUAUAAAGUGUGUGAACAUCUUGACAUUUACAUUUUAGUCAUUUAGCAGACGCUCUUAUCCAGAGCGACUUACAGGAGCAAUUAGGGUUAAGUGCCUUGCUCAAGGGCACAUCGACAGAUUUUUCACCUAGUCGGCUCGGGGACUGGCACAACGCUCUUAACCACUAAGCUACCUGCCGCCCUUGACUUCAUGUGAACAUUUUUUUUAUUGGAGUUUCCUCUGGUGUUUCUUCCAGUUGCAUGGCUACAGGGGUAAGGAGCCCCUGGGCCUUCAUAUCUUCAUCGGGACUGCAGAUGACAGGGUCCUGAAGCCUCACGCCUUCUACCAGGUUCACCGCAUCACGGGCAAGACGGUCACCACCACCAGCUACGAGAAGAUCAUCAACUCCACCAAGGUCCUGGAGAUCCCUCUGGAGCCCAAGAACAACAUGAAAGCAAUGUGAGAGUAGCUAGAGUAGUGACACAUGCCAAACACCACCCAUACAAAGCAGUGUCCUUUGCAGACCUGGGUUCAGAUAGUAUUUAACUUUUCAGCAUGUUUACUCAGCCUGUCUCCAGUGCCACAAGAUGGGCAGGAUGGAUUUGCACUGAUGAGACUAUUCCAUUUGUUCCAUUGUGCCAGGCAAGGUCAAUCAAGGAUUUGAAUGAAAAAUAGCAUACUAAUUGAACACAGGUCUGAUGUAAUUAGCCAUAUCAGUUGUAAUCAUAAUACAACAUUUGUGUACCGGUACAGGAUUUACAGUAGUUCAUAUUGGUGUGUUUCUCACAGAAUCGACUGUGCUGGGAUCCUGAAGCUCAGGAAUGCUGACAUUGAGCUGAGGAAGGGCGAGACAGACAUCGGACGGAAGAACACUCGUGUGCGUCUGGUGUUCCGUGUCCACAUACCCCAACCCAAUGGGCAACACAUCUCACUGCAAGUGGCCUCCCAUCCAAUCGAGUGCUGUAAGUACUAUAGAUCCAACACAUAUCAUUCUAUAUAUCAUAAACCUAUGUUCUAUGAUUCUAUGAUUUUAUUAUAUGUAUAAUUCUGUCUAUACCUUCUAUAGCCUGUUAUAGAUGUGUCCUAAAGGGUGGCUUAGGUUUAACAUGAGCUUAUAUGUUGAUUUUACACAGUGCAGUAUAUUUCCACCUAUGUUUCUUCUUGCCUGUUUUCAUUGGACUGACAUUAACCAGAGGUAACACACAUAGUAAACAUUGCUAAUUGAAAUGAGCUGGGAGUAGUGCUGAGAGUCCAGGCACACGGACAUACAAAGCCUCUUUUAUGAUUAGGCUUGACCCCCUUUUUAUUUGCACUGACUCUCCUGCACCGGCUCUAUGCACACUCACUGGACUCUACCCACACACUCACACAUACUACACCGACACUCCAACACACACACACACACACACACACACACACAGACUACAUAUGCUCACACACACAAAACACACACACACGCAUAUUGACGCCACACUCACACAUACACAUACACACGCUCACUCACACAUUGACACAUUUUCACACUCUUCACAUACGCUGCUGCUACUCUGUUUAUUAUCUAUCCUGAUUGCCUAGUCACUUUAACCCCUACCUACAUGUACAUAUUACCUCAAUUACCUCGUACCCCUGCACAUUGACUCGGUACUGGUACUCCUUAUAUAUAGCCUCGUUAUUGUUAUUUUAGUGUGCACAUUUUUCUUACUUUUGAACUCUGCAUUGUUGGGAAAGGGCUCGUAAGUAGGCAUUUCACGGUAAAGUCUAAACCUGUUGGGCGGCAGGUAGCCUAGUGGUUAAGCAUGUUGGGCUAUUAACCAAAAGGUUGCUGGUUCAAAUCCCAGAGCAGGCAAGGCAGUUAAGCCCCAACAACAGCUCCCUGGGUGCCUUAUGAUGUUGAUUAAGGCAGCCCCCCGUGGUGGUCUGAUUCAGAGGGGUUGGGUUAAAUGCAGAAGUCACAUUUUGGUUGAAUGCUUUCAGUUGUACAACUGACUAGGUAUCAACUUUCCCUUUCCCUGUUGUAUUUGGUGCAUGUGACAAAUUUCAUUUGAUUCUCUCAACCCUCAGCACUGUGUAUGUAUGUGUGUGUUCAUGAUUAUGUAGUGCUGGAGUCACCGAACCCCCCCAAAAAUCAGGUGCAAAGUUGUGUUUGAACAAUCGUACUAUAACACCCUCAGCACAUCGGUCAAAAUGGCCGAUAAGCAAAUGAAACUGUCCGUCAGUGAUGUGUUUGAAGAGACUAGCCUCCAGGUAUCAUCCUCAUUGCUUACUCACAGUAUAGUAGACUGUCCAAAGGUCACUUCACAAGCCUCAGUGGAGAUUGAAUUUCAGUAAUUAAGGACGACGACGAUAAGCUUGAGGAAGUAACUACGCCAUUCAUUUAGUGUACUAAAUGUUUUUAAAUGUAAUUGCCAAACUUCUCUAGUAGUAAACAUGAACCGGCUAAAACGAGGGCAACUGCCCUUCCCAUUUAUUCCAAGUGAUUAAUUUGGCCCCUUUGUAACCCAAGCUGGCUAGCUGGCAUGAAUCAGCUUCAGACUGCUGACAGUUGAUCCAGAGGAAUAAGAUCAGUCACUAUAGAUAGCAAGAGAAGCGCUGAGUCAUUUAAUGCUGUAACGUAAAUCUACCGUACCGGGAGAGAAUACAGUACAGUAGCCGUUCAGCGUCUACUUCACGGACAGGUCACAGGGUUUGUUGAACAUAUGCCAACAUACGGUCCAUUGCGUAAUGAUGAUAGCGUUGGAGAGGUCCAUCCUCCAUAUUCCUUCCCCCUCCUCCCCUCUGCCCCUUUUCUGUACUGUAGGUUACUGCACACUGUCAUUUGUUUCCACUGGACAGAGUCCCACUUCCAUGAUGUGCUCUGUGUGUCCAGGCCUCUAGUGUUUAGCCGCAAUUUACAUUACAACCUUCAUUCAUAUCCUCCCACUGCACCAAAUGUACUGUACUGUACCAAGUCAUUGGCCCAUAUUAAUGUUUACACAAAUCUAAUAUUUAGACAAAUAUUUGAAAUACACAAUGAGGAAGCAUGGUUUUGAAGUGAAGUCGGUACAAGCCUCAUUCAUUGCAAUCUGUCAAUAAUUACCUUGUGAGUUCAAAGCAAACAUCAACCUGAGAUCAAACUGACCUACCACAGAGUGUGUAACGUCACGUCAUAAUAAUACUAUGCUCCGUCUCCUGUCCUACAGCCCGGCGGCCAGUCCUCUACCCACUACGCCAACAUGACCUAUCAGUACCACAGAGUGUGUAACGUCAUGUUCUCUCUUCCAUCCCACAGCCCAGCGGUCGGCCCAUGAGCUGCCAAUGGUGGAGAAACAAGACAUGGAUAGCUGCUCUGUCCUGGGAGGUCAGCAGAUGAUCUUGACGGGACAGAACUUCAGCUCCGACUCCAAAGUCAUCUUUAUGGAGAAAACCCAUGGUGAGUAUUCAGUCAACACCUCUGGGGGAGGGAGGAUAUGAUAGUGGCAUGGUCCAUAUGCUGUAUGAUGUGCCGCCUCAUCUAUUUAAAAUGUUACGGUUAUUUUGCUCCAGGAAAAUGUUUGGCAGUUUUCUUCUGACAGUUGCCAGAUUCUGUUGAAGAAAAACCUUUUGCAUUAUGUGCCAGAAGGUUUGCAAAAGUAUUUACCCUCAUAAACCAGCCAUGAUAAUCAGAUGUAUAGUAAUUACCCAUGCCUUUUGCAAUUCCAUUUUAAUUCCAUUCAAUUCAGAAAGUAAACCAAAUUCCAAUUCUAAAUUUUCCUCAUUGAAAAGCAUUGAAGAGAAUUGGAAUUUGAAUUUCAGUGUACUUCCUGAAUUUACUGGAAUUGAAAUGGAAUUGACCACAACCCUGCUAUCUUGUUGACCAUGCCCCCACAUAUUCAGCUACACAGUUUCAAAACUCACUACCGCAGCACCACUUUUAAACUAAUGUAUAGCUAUGCCAUGCUACGUUUAACCUAUCAAUAGUUUGCAUGAUCCAUCAGAUAAGGCAGAAGCCUCACUCUACUGUGCCCUCUCCUCCCCGCCUGUUAUCCAUGUGUUAUGUUAUCAUUAUGCUGUUUCUUUUGUUGUGCAUAGAAUAGGACCUCUGUUGCAUGUUGUAUGUACACACAUCUGUAGACAAGCUUCAAAUACCUCAGUACAUUAGGAAAAUAAAUAUGAGCUACUAGCCUUGCUUGUGACAUCCCAGUACAAUAAUUCUACUACUGCAUUCUUAUUGGUCUGCUCAAUCCAGUCUUAGUUAGGCCUUGUGACACAACUAUUUAAAGAUCUUAACUUGUACAACGGAAGGGCAGAAUCACCAUUACAACACAGAUGGUGUCAGAUAUUGCUGUAUGAAUCAAUGCGACUGAGUAAUAGUAAAGGCCACCGUACUUUCUGUCUGUCAUUUGAAUCCUGACCUUUCCUCCUCACCCACCGCUCAGAUAUUUGCAUGACAUUCAGAUUCCUCCUGAUACUAAAUAUUGGCGUCCUUUUUAGGAUAAGAAGCUUAUCACAGCAAGGUUUUGUUGUAGGUUUAUUUUAGACUUCACCCAAUUAUUCAACAAGCUGACAGUAUUAGUAUCGUGUGCAGAUUGUUCAUGUUCUUCACUGACAGCUUACAGGAUUGUAUACUGUACUUAAGAGAUGUACUCUGUUUGUCAUAGUAAACAAAUAUGUUUUAUUGUCACAUACACCAGAUAGGUGCAGUGUGUUGGUUUACAGGGUCAGCCGUACAAGUACGGCACCCCUGGAGUAAAUGAGGGUUAAGUGCCUUGCUCAAGGGCACAUUGACAGAUUUUUCACCUUGUCGGCUCAGGUAUUCGAACCAGCAACUUUUCGGUCACUGGCCCAACGCUCUAACCGCUAAGCUACCUGCCGCCCUAGGAAGUUGUUAGUCACAGAGUUCGGUCUCAACACAGACUGUCUAGAUGCAUUUACACAAGCAGACGAUUCUGAUCUUUAGCCACUAAUUGGUCUUUGACCAAUCAGAUCCGAUAUUUUGCCAAUUAAUGGGCAAAAUAUUAGAACUGGGCUGCCUGUGUAAACGCAGCCACUGUGUAGAAAGGAUGUACAAUUUAUGUCCCCUAAUUGCAACUCAAUAUCCUCAAUACUGAGUCCGCAGGGAAGAGUCUCAUUGAUUCAUCUACAGCACUUACGGCAGCUACUUGGUUUACUUUGGCAGUCGUCACCCAAACACUAACCAUAACAUCAGCUCUUAUUAAACCAGAUGCACAACCUAGGGACUAUUUUAAUGUAACUAUUUAUUCCUGGUUAGCUGUUGUGUUAUGUUGUCUAGGUUUUGUUAUACAUAGCUUGGCCAUCCAGGUUUUGUUAAUCACCUUCCAUAAAUCACAUCUAGGUUUUUAUUUGUGGUUCAGACAGAAGCCAAGCUAGGCCUGCUCAACUCUUUCUGACUGCCUCCAUUCCUAAUUACCAGAGAUAAAAGAAAAUACUAGAGGUAUCCUGUAGAGUAGUAGAGUAGUUUUGGAACAAAACGCAAACAAAUAUAAACAUAUAAACACCAAGACAGCAGCACUCAUCACCUGUCGUUACUGUGUACUGAAAUGGAGCGAGUUGACCAGAAAACAAGAGAAAAAAUAAAAGAAAUAAAUCUUGGCAAGAUUCAUGGAAUCCACCUUUCUCCUGCUGACUCAUUUCAGCCAUAUGCGUUUCAUUUGCGGUCUGCCAUGGGGUUUCCCACACAGCAUUAAAAAGAUAUCAGGCUGCUGAAUACUGGAUUUAUUUCCAUUUGAGAAAAUACGUAUGCUGUUUAUUUUGAAAAGGUGGUCAAUCUAGUAUAAAUGUUGAAAAUGUUGAAAACAAUGUUUUUUUGUUGGUUAUUUGCGUGUUUUGGAGAGGAAUUAAUCUUGGAACAUAAAGUGUCCUAUCUUUCAUGUCUCAGGUAGCUCGCAAAAGCCAGCAUGGAUAGAAUGCAAGAAUUGACUAAUAUUUGCCAUAUUCUAAUAAUUCUCAUGUGCCUACUGAUCGCCACGGUCCGUGCCAUAGUGUAACUUGCACUCACGCAGGCCCAUGAUCUGAAAAAUGUGAUGGUGAAACUUCAAUUUCCAAUGUGAAAAAAUUCAGGCAUUCUUGAAAGUCAAGACAAUCUUUGUGCUGCAAAGAAACAUGAUCUUUAUUGUUGAAUAAAUGGAUUUUGCAAGCAGUAGGUAUUUCAAAUGAAAUGUGGAGUGGAGCGUUAUAGUUGAAAACAUCACAUGCCCCGCAUAGCUUCAAAAUUACAGUAUUCAGCAAUCAUAAUCUAUUCAAAAAACACAAUUUCCAUAAUAAUUUGUUGCGAUAAAGAAAGUUAGACUAAAUACAAUGCCACCCUUGUCGAACUGAUAAAAAUGUAUUAGAUCUUUAAAAAAUAUCUCCUACAUCUGCCGUUUCCAUAAUACGUUGCAAUGUUUUCUUUUGCAACGUUGCUUUUGUCAAAUAAACCUGUCAAUGGAAACCUGCCUAGUGACAAGAACUUAUCAUCAGCAUCAUUUCCAAUACGUACAGUGGGGAAAAAAAGUAUUUAGUCAGCCACCAAUUGUGCAAGUUCUCCCACUUAAAAAGAUGAGAGAGGCCUGUAAUUUUCAUCAUAGGUACACGUCAACUAUGACAGACAAAUGGAGAAAAAAAAUCCAGAAAAUCACAUUGUAGGAUUUUUAAUGAAUUUAUUUGCAAAUUAUGGUGGAAAAUAAGUAUUUGGUCACCUACAAACAAGCAAGAUUUCUGGCUCUCACAGACCUGUAACUUCUUCUUUAAGAGGCUCCUCUGUCCUCCACUCGUUACCUGUAUUAAUGGCACCUGUUUGAACUUGUCAUCAGUAUAAAAGACACCUGUCCACAACCUCAAACAGUCACACUCCAAACUCCACUAUGGCCAAGACCAAAGAGCUGUCAAAGGACACCAGAAACAAAAUUGUAGACCUACACCAGGCUGGGAAGACUGAAUCUGCAAUAGGUAAGCAGCUUGGUUUGAAGAAAUCAACUGUGGGAGCAAUUAUUAGGAAAUGGAAGACAGACCACUGAUAAUCUCCCUCGAUCUGGGGCUCCACGCAAGAUCUCACCCCGUGGGGUCAAAAUGAUCACAAGAACUGUGAGCAAAAAUCCCAGAACCACACAGGGGGAGCUAGUGAAUGACCUGCAGAGAGCUGGGACCAAAGUAACAAAGCCUACCAUCAGUAACACACUACGCCGCCAGGGACUCAAAUCCUGCAGUGCCAGACGUGUCCCCCUGCUUAAGCCAGUACAUGUCCAGGCCCAUCUGAAGUUUGCUAGAGUGCAUUUGGAUGAUCCAAAAGAGGAUUGGGAGAAUGUCAUAUGGUCAGAUGAAACCAAACCAACUUGUCGUGUUUGGAGGACAAAGAAUGCUGAGUUGCAUCCAAAGAACACCAUACCUAGUGUGAAGCAUGAGGGUGGAAACAUCAUGCUUUGGGGCUGUUUUUCUGCAAAGGGACCAGGACGACUGAUCCGUGUAAAGGAAAGAAUGAAUGGGGCCAUGUAUCGUGAGAUUUUGAGUGAAAACCUCCUUCCAUCAGCAAGGGCAUUGAAGAUUAAACGUGGCUGGGUCUUUCAGCAUGACAAUGAUCCCAAACACACCGCCCGGGCAAUGAAGGAGUGGCUUCAUAAGAAGCAUUUCAAGGUCCUGGAGUGGCCUAGCCAGUCUCCAGAUCUCAACCCCAUAGAAAAUCUUUUGAGGGAGUUGAAAGUCCGUGUUGCCCAGCGACAGCCCCAAAACAUCACUGCUCUAGAGGAGAUCUGCAUGGAGGAAUGGGCCAAAAUACCAGCAACAGUGUGUGAAAACCUUGUGAAGACUUACAGAAGACGUUUGACCUGUGUCAUUGCCAACAAAGGGUAUACAACAAAGUAUUGAGAAACUUUUGUUAUUGACCAAAUACUUAUUUUCCACCAUAAUUUGCAAAUAAAUUCAUAAAAAAUCCUGCAAUGUGAUUUUCUGGAAAAAAAAAUCUCAUUUUGUCUGUCAUAAUUGACGUGUACCUAUGAUGAAAAUUACAAGCCUCUCUCAUCUUUUUAAGUGGGAGAACUUGCACAAUUGGUGGCUGACUAAAUAUUUUUUUUCCCCACUGUAAGUUGUUGACCUAUCAUCUUUCUCCCGUUUUAAAUUACCGCAAUAUAAUAAGAAAAUAAAAUGAAACGUUAGCAGCUAAAUGCAGAUAGCAGCCUAUGAUGGGAGGUUCCCAGCACAUAAAAUAUGUUCAACACAUAAAUGUUACAUUGUUGAGCAAGACCUAACCUUGAGUUUCAAGCAAUGCCUUGCAGUAUGACAGUUGUCAAAAGUAACAAUAUCAGAGUACUGGUAUACAUAACACAAGUGAGGUAGUAUCUCCUCUAAAAUCUCUUCAUACCCAAACAGGUUUCAGUCUCGAAAAACCUGACCCUAGGAAACACGGUGACUAGGGUCUGGUUUCAAUGAUGGACUCCUUUGGCAUAGAGGAACUGCGUCACUGCGUACGCCACUACUUUAUCCGCUUGAAUAAAAUACAAAAUAGUAGCUAGCAAGAUGGAGAUCACGGAAGUUAUUUUUAAUGGGUGCAUUUCGCAAGUGGCUAGUUAUUAUCAACUAAAACCACUGCAAAGGUUUUGAAUCAUGACGUUCUGGCAUGUUUGCCUUGUGAUUUGUUGGGAGAGUCCCCGGAAUUCCCCCCUGUGGUAAAUUCAAUUGAUUUGACAUGAUUUGGAAAGGCACACACCCGUCUAUAUAAGGUCCCACAGUUGACAGUGCAUGUCAGAGCAAAAACCAAGCCAUGAGGUCAAAGGAAUUGUCCGUAGAGCUCCGAGACAGGAUUGUGUCGAGGCACAGAUCUGGGGAAGGGUACCACAUUUUAUUUGCAGCAUUGAAGGUCCCCAAGAACACAGUGGCCUCCAUCAUUCUUAAAUGGAAGAAGUUUGGAACCACCAAGACUCUUCCUAGAGCUGGCCGCCCGGCCAAACUGAGCAAUCGGGGGAGAAGGGCCUUGGUCAGGGAGGUGACCAAGAACCCCAUGGUCACUCUGACAGAGCUCUAGAGUUCCUCUGUGGAGAUGGGAGAACCUUCCAGAAGGACAACCAUCUCUGCAGCACUCCACCAAUCAGGCCUUUAUGGUAGAGUGGCCAGACGGAAGCCACUCCUCAGUAAAAGGCACAUGACAGCCCGCUCAGAGUUUGCCGAAAGGCACCUAAAGACUCUCAGACCAUGAGAAACAAGAUUCUCUGGUCUGAUGAAACCAAGAUUGAACUCUUUGGCCUGAAUGCCAAGCGUCACGUCUGGAGGAAACCUGGCACCAUCCCUACGGUGAAGCAUGGUGGUGGCAGCAUCAUGCUGUGGGGAUGUUUUUCAGCGGCAGGGACCAGGACACUAGUCAGGAUCGAGGCAAAGAUGAACGGAGCAGAGUACAGGGAGAUCCUUGAUGAAAACCUGCUCCAGAGUGCUCAGGACCUCGGAGUGGGGUGAAGCUUCACCUUCCAACAGGACAACGCAGGAGUGUCUUCAGAACAAGUCUCUGAAUGUCCUUGAGUGGCCCAGCCAGAGCCCGGACUUGAACCCGAUCGAACAUCUCUGGAGAGACCUGAAAAUAGCUGUGCAGCAAAGCUCCCCAUCCAACCUGACAGAGCUUAAGAGGAUCUGCAGAGAAGAAUGGGAGAAACUCCCCAAAUACAGGUGUGCCAAGCUUGUAGCGUCAUAACCAAGAAGACUCGAGACUGUAAUCGCUGCCAAAGGUGCUUCAAUAAAGUACUGAGUAAAGGGUCUGAAUACUUAUGUAAAUGUUAUAGUUUUUUGUAUUUUUCAUACAUUUGCAAAAGUUUCUAAAAACCUGUUUUUGCUUUGUCAUUAUGGGGUAUUGUGUGUAGAUUGAUGAGGGAAAAAAACUAUUGAAUAAAUUUUAGAAUAAGGCUGUAACCUAACAAAAUGUGGAAAAAGUCAAGGGGUCUGAAUACUUUCCGAAGGCAUAGUUGUCUCUGGCUGUAGGUGAGCAGAAUGGUGGAAGGGGAAGUGGUUAGAAAAUAGAUAUAAUCUAUGUGACACAAAGAACCUUCUCUAACUCCAUGUUAAUCAUAUGGCCUAUGGGUUAGUGGCAGGCAGACAGUGAUGUGAUGGGUAAAACUAGGCGUUGAGACAUGUGGAGAAUCCCCUCCUGCAUUGUCUGUGGCAUGGUGAUUUGGAAGGAGUCAGGCGCAGGAGGGUAAAUCACAGAAUUAAAGGGUUUAUUCCGAAGGCACAGCGGUACGCAACAAUGCGUCAAAUACUCCAGUGCGUAAUCAGGCGCACUGGUAAACAACAAGGCAAACGGGUGAAAUAUCCCGGCGAAACAAAAUACAUGGAGCUCCACCGAGCUAAACUAACCUCCACAAUAAACAAUCACACACAAAGACAAGGGGGCAGAGGGAACACUUAUACAGGUGUGUGUAAUAAACAAGACAAAACAAAUGGAAUGAUGAGAUGAGGAGCGGCAGAGGCUAGAAGGCCGGUGAUGACGAACGCUGAAGCCUGCCCGAACAAGGAGAGGAGGCAGCUUCAGAGGAAUUCAUGACACUGUCUCAACCUGUUGAAGAGACAAUAGACACACAGCUGGGAUAGUUCAUUUUUAUUGGUUAGAGUACAUUUUUCAUUGGUUAGCAAUUGAUCAUGUUUGCAACGAAUCAAAAGAAUAGUACCAGUAGCACACAUUAUUUUACCAUUGGUUUUAGAUCACCUCUCCCUGUACUGUGUUCCUGUAUUUGCUGUGUCCAACAGGGUGUUGAAAUAUAUCCUGAAUUAUUGAUUUGACCUGAAACAACCCAUCCCUUCUCUGUCUCUGCAGAUGGACAGCAGAUUUGGGAGAUAGAGACAACAGUAGACAAAGAUAAAUGUCAGCCUGUGAGUACCAGUCCUUUCAUAGAUGGCCCACUUCUCCAUGUCUGAAACAGUGGUCAAACCAGUCACUGAUUAUACUGUGUGGAUUGUUUGUCUUAGUUUUUUUUCUCAUUUGUUUUAAAAUAAUAAUGUCCUACUUUAUCAACUCCAAUUAUAAUCUUAAAUAAUAAUGUGACAGAUUAAUAUGAACUGAAAACAAUGUCAUUUUGUAGAGUCUGCUGUUCGUUGAAAUCCCCUCCUAUCGUGACCCGUCUAUCUGCCAUCCUGCCAAAGUGAACUUCUAUGUCAUCAACGGGAAGAGGAAGCGCAGCCAGCCACAGCACUUCACAUUCACCCCACUGGCAGGUAGGUACCAUAAGCAUCAGCAAUAAGGAGGCAAUACCCAUCACGAGAGUAAUGUGUGCCACUUUAGGUGCUCUGAAAGAACAAUACAAUGAUGUAGGAAUGAUAUCAAGUAAUAUGUUAUUCCAUGUCAUUAGUAUGUCACUUGGAUAUGCUUGGUGUAGUAGACUAUAGUUACUUUAAGCAAUAUGACUUAACCCCCACUCAUAUCUCUGUUGUCUUCUGUCUCCCCAACAGUUCCCUCCAUUAAAACAGAGCCUGUGGAUGACUAUCCUUUCGCAAUGCCCCAGAUCCUAGGUGUUUCCCCGCAGUCCUACUACCACCACAGUCCUGUGGGGAUCAUUCACCCAGACAACGGCCUGGUCUCCAGCAUGGCCUCAUGCCAGCAGGUCAGAUCCGGCCUCCCCACCCCCGGCCCAGACACCCGCUUCCAGCAACAGAGCCCAGCCAUUGUGUACUCCCGCGGGGGCAAGAGUCUGAAUGGCAGCCCCGGAGGGCUCUACCAGCAGACUGGAGGGAUGGGGAUGAUGCCCGACCCACACCGCUCUGUCCUGGUCCACACGGGCUCCCCAGCCCAGCAGCAACACGGAGGGGGCCAGGGCCAACACCCCUCCAUCAUCCAGUUCUCUCCCACCAACCAACACCUGCUCAGGGGAGGCGACCCUCCACCUCUCCAGCCUGACAACCAGCAGCACAUCAUCUACUGUGAUGGCUACCCUCAGCAGGCUGGAGCCCAAGCUCACUCCCCCGUCGCGGCCCACUCCCCCCAGCAUUACCCCACCACGGUGAUCCAGCAGCAGCCCUACGUGCCCAAGGUGGUGCCCAAGGGCAGGUCUUCCCCUGGGGGGAUGGAGGCCCAGAGAUGCCCCCCUGGAGAGGAGCAGAGAGCCAGCCUCCCUGGAGGACAUGUCACGGUCAAGGAGGAGAACCUGGAUCAGAUGUACCUUGAUGACGGUGAGUGUAAGUUAGUGCCAGGCUUUUAUACAUCAAUAGAAUUAAUGCUCUUGAAUGAUGCAUGGUGGUGUAACAUCCAUGUUUUUUUAUUUAUUAUCUGAAUCACAGCAGCAUGAGUUGUAGCCAGUGAAUAUGUCUCCCAUAAGCGGCGGGUGAGUUUCAAGUUUGGGGAAGUAAAUGUUCACCAUAAAAAUGUACCUUUAUAAUAAAGCAUUCGACGCAUCUAUCAUCGCAUUUGCAGACUUACAGUAUGUAAGAUAGCGUACUACGCCUAAGGUGAUGAGUAGAUUGGAUAGUCAUAAUUUAGACUAAUAAUAAUCACUGUUCUCAAAAAAGACUGCAGUGUUCAAUGCAUGGCUGAGUGUGUAGUGGCAUAGAGUAGGGCUAUGUCAGAUACGUAUCUUCUCCUUUCUUUUUGUGUUUAUAAACACAUUUCAUACAAUUCUACUACACCUUAUGUCUGGAGACAUUAGCAGAAUCUUUUUUAAUACAACAAAAAUGACAUGGCAAUGUAGGCCUAUAGGCUACUGCUGACUCUGACAAAUUGUACAAUAUGAAGUUCAUCUAACCUGGAGGAGGAAAUUAUCAUCCAAAACAAAGUUUCAAGUGGCACUGACCCAAUUAUAGAACGUUAAUAUGUGCAUAGCGCACUCACAGGGGAUAUGGCCGAUGUUCUCCGCUGGUGCCAAUAAGAUCACUCAAGUUGCGAAUGUUUAUAACUACUGUAAAAGACAGAUUAGAGUAUUUUUAUUGUCUUCUCUUUACAGCAAUAGCAAUUUGCUUUCCAAACAAUGUUUUACUGUGAUUAAAUUGGGGGUAGAGGAGAGAAAAAACACGGGAUAUUAAAAUAUAUAUGACCAAGAGUAUUUUGUCUUUGUUAACACAUCUAAACUUUGGGAAUAAUCUCUCUCUCUCUCUCUCUCUCUCUCUCUCUCUCUCUCUCGUUGUAAAUUAUGCAGUAGCCUACAAAGAAAUGUGUGUGCUGUUCACAACAUGCUUUUUUGCAAACAGCCAUUAGUUAAAUGAACUUAGGCUGCAGUGAUGCUGUUACCAAAUAUUGUCCUAUGCUUAGGCUAGUCAUCACAUUAGGAAUUUGAUUUUGUUAGUCUGCAUAGAUGCAUGCAUUGCUUUAUUAUAAAGGUGAUCGGUCAGCACCCCCUACUCAAAACAAAUUCCCGCAGCUAAACUACCGGUCAAAAGUUUUACAAAACCUACUCAUUCAAGGGUUUUUCUUUAUUUUUACUAUUUUCUACAUUGUAGAAUAAUAGUGAAGACAUCAAAACUAUGAAAUAACACAUAUGGAAUCAUGUAUUAACCAAAAAAGUGUAAACAAAUCAAAAUAUAUUUUAUAUUUGAGAUUCUUCAAAUAGCCACCCUUUGCCUUGAUGACAGCUUUGUACACUCUUGGCAUUCUCUCAACCAACUUCACCUGGAAUGCUUUUCCAACAGUAUUGAAGGAGUUCCCACAUAUGCUGAGCACUUGUUGGCUGCUUUUCCUUCACUCCGUGGUCCGACUCAUCCCAAACCAUCUCAAUUUGGUUGAGGUCAGGGGAUUGUGGAGGCCAGGUCAUCUGAUGCAGCACUCCAUCACUCUCCUUCUUGGUAAAAUAGCCCUUACACAGCCUGGAGGUGUGUUGUGUCAUUGUCCUGUUGAAAAACAAAUGAUAGUCCCACUAAGCCCAAACCAGAUGGGAUGGGGUAUCGCUGCAGAAUGCUGUGGUAGCCAUGCUGGUUAAGUGUGCCUUGAAUUCUAAAUAAAUCACAGACAGUGUCACCAGCAAAGCACCCCCACACCAUAACACCUCCUCCUCCAUGCUUUACGGUGGGAAAUACACAUGGAGAUCAUCCGUUCACCAACACCACGUCUCACAAAGACAUGGCGGUUGGAACCAAAAAUCUCCAAUUUGGACUCCAGACCAAAGGACAAAUUUCCACCAGUCUAAUGUCCAUUGCUCGUGUUUCUUGGCCCAAGCAAGUAUCUUCUUCUUAUUGGUGUCCUUUAGUAGUGGUUUCUUUGCAGCAAUUCGACCAUGAAGGCCUGAUUCACACAGUCUCCUCUUAACAGUUGAUGUUGAUAUUUGUCUAUUACUUGAACUCUGUGAAGCAUUUAUUUGUGCUGCAAUUUCUGAGGCUGGUAACUCUAAUGAACUUAUCCUCUGCAGCAGAGGUAACUCUGGGUCUUCCAUUCCUCUGGCAGUCCUCAUGAGAGCCAGUUUCAUCAUAGCGCUUGAUGGUUUUUGCGACUGCACUUAAAUAAACUUUCAAAGUUCUUGAAAUGUUAUGAAUUGACUGACUUUCAUGUCUUAAAGUGAUGAUGGACUGUCGUUUCUGUUUGCUUAUUUGAGCUGUUCUUGCCAUAACAUAUUCUGUAUACCCCCCUACCUUAUCACAACACAACUGAUUGGCUCAAACGCAUUAAGAAGUAAAUAAAUUCCUGUUAAUUAAAAUGCAUUCCAGGUGACUACCUCAUGAAGCUGGUUGAGAGAAUGCCAAGAGUGUGCAAAGCUGUCAUCAAAGGAAAGCGUGGCUAUUUGAAGAAUCUCAAGUAUAAAAUAUAUUUUGAUUUGUUUACACUUUUUUGGUUAAUACAUGAUUCCAUAUGUGUUAUUUCAUAGUUUUGAUGUCUUCACUAUUAUUCUACAAUGUAGAAAAUAGUAAAAAUAAAGAAAAACCCUUGAAUGAGUAGGUGUUCUAAAACUUUUGACCGGUAGUGUAUGUCUUGUAUGCAACCAUCUAAUCUAGCCCUACGAAAAGGGGAGACACUAAUUGUACAAUAUGACGUCUAUCUAACCUGGAGGAGGAAAUUAUUGUCCAAAGACAAAGUUUCAAAUGGCACUCACUGACCCAAUGAUAAAGAGUGAAUAUGCACACUCACUGGGGAUAAGGAUGAUGCUCUCCACUGGUGCCAAUAUGAUGCAAUUUGUAAGUCGCUCUGGAUAAGAGCGUCUGCUAAAUGAUGUAAAUGUAAAUGUAAAUGCAACUAUUCGCUCAAAUUGAGAAUUUUGAUAACUAAAAGACAGAUUAGUAUUGCUUUCCAAACUAUGUUUUCCCGCAAUUGUAUUUUGAAAUAUUGCGAUAUACCUGGGCCUAUUUUAGCUGCUAUUCACUGAUAAUCGCAACUCAACAAUCAUUUAUUUGGUAUUUGCCGCCAGCGCUGCCCAAAUUGUGGGCCUUCCAACUGUAGGCUAUGCGCUUGUGAUUGAAAACAUUUUUUUUUUUUUUAAAGAAGCGAAUGAUCAUCUGCCGCCAAAUCAUGCUUGCUGGUGUACUAGCCUAUUUUGAAUGAUUGUAUAGACAGGAGUAAUUAUAUAAUUUAGGUAAUUUAAUUCAAUUAACUUUUUUACUAUUGGACACGCCACCCUGCCCCUCUUCUCUCUCUUCUCUCUCUCAAUUAAAUGUGAGGGUUUUAUUGGCAUGGCGGAGACACUUGAAACCCCACCUCUUUAAGGAAUACCUGGGAUAGGAUAAAGUAAUCCUUUCCUACCCCCUCUUCCCCCCAAAAAAAAUAACAUAUUGUAAAGUGGUUAUCCCACUGGCUAUAAGGUGAAUGCACCAAUUUGUAAGUCGCUCUGGAUAAGAGUGUCUGCUAAAUGACGUAAAUGUAAAAAUGUAAUGGCGAACAUAUCUUUACAUUGCCAAAGCAAGUGAAAUAGAUAAUAAACAAAAGUGAAAUAAACAAUCAAAAAUGAACAGUAAACAUUACACUCACAAAAGUUCCAAAGGAAUAGAGACAUUUCAAAUGUCAUAUUAUUGCUAUGUAGAGUGUUAUAACGAUGUGCAAAUAAAUAAACAUAAAUAUGGCUUGUAUUUACAAUGGUGUUUGUUCUUCACUGGUUGCCCUUUUCUUGUGGCAACAGGUCACAAAUCUUGCUGCUGUGAUGGCACACUGUGGUAUUUCACCCAAUAGAUAUGGGAGUUGUUUUCAAAUUCUUUGUGGGUCUGUGUAAUCUGAGGGAAAUAUGUGUCUCUAAUAUGGUCAUACAUUUGGCAGGAGGUUAGGAAGUGCAGCUCAGUUUCCACCUCAUUUUGUGGGCAGUGUGCACAUAGCCUGUCUUCUCUUGAGAGCCAGGUCUGCCUACGGCGGCCUCUCUCAAUAGCAUGGCUAUGCUCACUGAGUGUACAUAGUUAAAGCUUUCGUUAAUUUUGUGUCAGUCAAAGUGGUCAGGUAUUCUGCCACUGUCUACUUAGGGCCAAAUAUAAUUCCAGUUUGCUCAGUUUUUUGGUAAAUUCUUUCCAAUGUGUCAAGUAAUUAUCUUUUUGUUUUUUCAUGUUUUUGUUGGGUCUAAUUGUGUUGCUGUUGCUGUCCUGGUGCUCUGUGGGGUCUGUUUGUGUUUGUGAACAGAGCCCCAGGACCAGCCUGCUUAGGGGACUCUUCUCUAGCUUAAUCUCUCUGUAGGUGAUGGUUUUGUUAUUGAAGGUUUGGGAAUCGCUUCCUUUUAGGUGAUUGUAGAAUUUAACGGCUUCUUGGUUGGUGAGUAAACCCCAGACCAUAAAGGGCAAUGGGUUCUAUAACUGAUUCAACUAACUGAUCCUAAUAUGGAUGUCAAAUGUUAUGUUCCUUUUGAUGGCGUAGAAGGCCCUUCUUGCCUUGUCUCUCAGAUCGUUCACAACUUUGUUGAAGUUACCUGUGGUGCUGAUGUUUAGGCCGAGGUAGGUAUCGUUUUUUGUGCGCAACGGUGUCUAGAUGGAAUUUGUAUUUGCGGUCCUGGCAACUGGACCUUUUUUGGAACACCAUUAUUUUUGUCUUACUGAGAUUUACUGUCAGGGCCCAGGUCUGACAGAAUCUAUGCAGAAGAUAUAGGUGCUGCUGUAGGCCCUCCUUGUUUGGGGACAGAAGUACCAGAUCAUCAGCAAACAGUAGACAUGGGUGAGGCCUGGUGCUGCAGGCUGUUCUAGUGCCCUCACCAAUUCGUUCAUAUAUAUGUUGUAGAGGGUGGGGCUCAAGCUGCAUCCCUGUCUCACCCCACGGCCCUGUGGUAAUAAAUGGGUGUGUUUUUUGCCAAUUCUAACCGCACACUUGUUGGAUUUUAUAAUGUUUUAUUCCCCCAACGCCGCUUUCCAUCAAUUUGUAUAGCAGACCCUCAUGCCAAAUUGAGUCAAAAGCUUUUUUGAAAUCAACAAAGCAUGAGAAGACUUUGCUUUUGUUUUGGUUUGUUUGUUUGCCAAUUAGGGUGUGCAGGGUGAAUACGUGGUCUGUCGUAUGGUCAUUUGGUAAAAAGCCAAUUUGACAUUUGCUCAGUUGUUCAUUGUUUUCGAUGAGGAAAUGUGCGAGUCUGCUGUCAAUGAUAAUGCAAAGGAUUUUACCAAGGUUGCUGUUGACGCAUAUCCCACGGUAGUUAUUGGGGUCAAAUUGUGAUCAGUCUUUGGUUCCAAAUAUUGGGGAAGAUGCCAGAGCUUUUUGGAUUGGAGGGUUUGUAUUUUGUCCUGUAGUUCAUUCAAUGUAAUUGGAAAAUCCAUUGUGUUCUAGUAGUCUUUGAUAGCUGAUUCUAAGACUUAUAAUUGAUCAUUUCUAUGUUUUUGCUGUUUGUUCUUUGUUAUAGAGCCAAAAAGAAUGGAGAGGCGGUUUAUCCAUACAUCUCCAUUUGGAUAGAUAACUCUUCAUGUUGUUGUUUGUUUAGUGUGUUCCAAUUUUCCCAGAAGUGGUAAGAUUCUAUAGAUUAUUAAAUUACAUUGAGCUGAUUUCUUUUUCCGUAGUGUAUUUCUGUAUUGUUUUAGUGAAUCACCAUAGUGAAGAAGUAGACUUCUGGGUCUCUAUGUUUUUUGGUUGGGUAGGUUUCUCAAUUUCUUUCUUAAGUUUUUGAAUUCUUCAUCAAACCAUUUGCCAUUGUUUUUAAUUUUCUUAGGUUGUCUGCUUGAAAUUGUUUGAUUUGAUAGGCAAGCUGAAAGGUUAAAUAUACUGUUUAGGCUUUCUACUGCCAAGUUUACACCUUCAAUAUUACAGUGAAAUGUUUUGUCCAGGAAGUUGUCUAAAAGGGAUUGAAUUUGUUGCCUAAUUGUUUUUUGGUAGGUUUCUACACUACUUUCCUUCCAUCUCUAGCAUUUCUUAAUAUUGUGUAGUUCCUUUGGCUUUGAUGCCUCAUGAUUGAGUAUUGCUCUGUUCAAGUAGACUCUGAUUUUGCUGUGAUCUGAUAGGGGUGUCAGUGGGCUGACUGUGAAUGCUCUGAGAGACUCUGGGUUGAGGUCAGUGAUAAAGUAAUCUACAGUACUACUGCCAUGGGAUGAGCUGUAGGUGUAUGUACCUACCAUAGCAGUCUCCUCAAAGCCUACCAUGGACUAUGUACAGACCCAGCAUGCGACUGAGCUUCAGGAGUUGUGACCCGUUUUUGUUGGUUGUUUUGUCAUAGUUGUGUCUAGGGGGGCAUAUUUGGGAGGGAAUACUGUCACCUCCAGGUAGGUGUUUGUCCCCCUGUGUGCUGAGAGUGUUAGGUUCUUGUCCAGUUCUGGCAUUUAGGUCGCCACAGACUAGUACAUGUCCCUGGGCCUGGAAAUGGUUGAUCUCCCCUUCUAGGAUGGAGAAGCUGUCAUCGUUAAAGUAUGGGGAUUCUAUUGGGGGGAUAUAUCAAAUCACAUUUUAUUUGCCACAUGCGCCGAAUACAACAGGUGUAGACAUUACCGUGAAAUGCUUACUUACAGCCCUUAACCAACAAUGCAUUUAUUUUUAAAUAAAAAAGUAAAAUAAAACAACAACAACAAAAAAGUGUUGAGAAAAAAGAGCAGAAGUAAAAUAAAAUAACAGUAGGGAGGCUAUAUACAGGGGGGAAACACACAUGAGGACAUUUUUCUCUGUUGAGAUAAUGUCCUUAUUAAUUUCUAGCCAGAUGUAAUAUGUUCCUGUUUUGACUAAUGUGGUGAAUAUCAAGUGAUCUGGAGCAGUGCUCGCAAAUAGUCUUCCACUUCUAUUUUCUAUUAGUUUACAAUUCUAAAGUUGGCGAGAAGGGAAUGAAAACAAUAUUAAAUAAGGAACAUGGCAUUCUCUCGCCCUCGACUCGCAGGCCUGCUCCUGCCCAUGUCAAACAUGUAUGCGUACUAGCCCACUAUCUAGCAAGCAACACAGUAUUGGGUGCGGCCCAGCGAGUGGCGGCUGCGUGAUUGAGCGCUUUUCUCUACAAUGGAUCGCAUAGCUGUCCAUUUGUGCUCAGUUUUAAUAGCCACAAUCUUGUGUUUACUAAUUGAAUUACAACACCCCUCUCGUCUUCUCUCUGUCUCACACACCCGUUGUCAUGCAGUAGCCUACAAAGUAAUGUGCGCUCUGUUCACAAUGGUCUAUUUUGUUUUGCAAACAGGCAUGAGUUAAAUGAACUUAGGCUGCAGUGACUACCGUUUCCGAAUCUUGUCUACCCCCCCCAAUAGGAAAUGGCCAGGAAAUGUAGUUACGUAUGUUCCUCUUAAGUUUUCCACUCAAGGUGGAAAUAACAUGGAUUAUGAGUCAUAUAUUUAUACUGAACCCGUGUCAGCCUCAUUAUUAAUAUUAUUACCCAGUGAGAUCAGAAAAACAGACCACAUCCAGAAGUCAUGGUCUUACACCCCUUCAUUAUGUUGAUCCUCUUCCAAUCCAAACGACAUGUUGUUGCAGUGUGAUCGCCAGACCUGAUGAUGAUGGUGUCCUUUUAAACCUCUGGUUGGGAUGGAGAAGUAGGUAGCUAGUCCUCUCUGUAUUGGGAUGGAGAGGUAGCUAGUCCUCUCUGUAUUGGGAUGGAGAGGUAGCUAGUCCUCGUCAGUGUCAGGGCAAGUCCCAGACCAUGUUGAACGGUUGUAACCCUGGUGAUCUGUGGUCUGAAGGACAACCCAGUCAGAGAGAGAGAUUGGUUUCCCUGGCAUCGCCACACACCAUGAAAUUAGACUUUUUUCUGUUUCAUCCUCUGAAAUAAAAAGAGAGAAAAAGGAAGCCGCCAGCUCUCCUGACCAAUCGCCUGGAUAUGUUGACACUGUUAUGAUCUGAAAAACAAGUUCCAUGGCAACCAUUGUCAAACAGUGGAACGGGCUGCCUCGGAGAGCCGGGGAAAGCCUCUUUGUUUGUUGUACUUGGCCAGGGUUUCUCUUUGGCCCCACACCCCUCAAUUCUGUGGGGGAACCCACUGGAGGAUUUGCUUUUUUCCAUCUCCUGCCCAGGAUUCUGCCAAUCUGGCACAAGAAAUUCCUAUUUGCAGCUGCUCUCUUCCAGAAAAUCCAGCCUGAUCUCCGUAAGAUAGCUCUAAGUGUGGGAGUCGGGAGAAAGGCAGCAGCAGGAAGAGGGAAGCGGCCGAGUUCGGAUGGAAAAAAUGAAACUGAGAAAAAGGGGCCAGGAGUGAACGAGUGGAAUUUAGUUUUGGAUGGCCUAAUAGGGUUUCCCUCAGUAAACAGCAACAGCGUUUACUGUUUCUGAAUUAACACAGACUAACUGGGAGAGUCAUACUGGAUGGACUGUGUUUGAUCCUCCUCCCUAACAUUGUGUUGAUCUCAGAGCUCCCUACCAAGAUCCUUCCAUGUAAUGCCUUCCCUCUAUUCUGGUAGCUACUAGAACAAUUCACCAUCUCCCUGGAAAUCUCAUAAAACAUAUUAAUUGGGGAAUUCACAAGUACUGAAUUUAAGUGCCCUCUUUAAUCCCAAAGCAUUGUAAAUUAUAAAUUCAGAACACAUUAUGUAAAGCUUAUAAAACAAUAAAGACAACAUAAUCAUUGAUAUAAUAUUGAGAAUAUUGAGAAUCAAAACGCAUCUUUUGACCAAUGGGUAAAACAAAGUUAAUUGUUUAGAUAGUCCUCUGAGAAAACCAAUGGUCCAAACCUCAUGUCUGGAUCAUAAUCGGUUCAAACGUUAUUGGAGUGUUUACCCUUGUAGGAUGGCCAGAAUUAGGGUGACUAAAUCAAUGGAGGCCAGAGAAAAAGAGGGGUCAAAAAUAAGGAAAAUUGCAUUGGGUCAGUUAGGCUGGAUUCUGUGCUAGAAAUAAGGCUACUGGCUACCUGACAGGAUCACUUUCCCAUUGACCUCGUCCUCUUUCUUCUCAAAUCCACAGGACAUAAAACAAUAUAAAGUUAAGUUGGAUAUUGAUUUUGAGACAUGACAUGUAGUAUUUUCAUAUUUUAGUAUACGCUUUUUAUAUUAAUUUGAAAUUAGGUCUGCAGCUUGCUGAGCUGCCAAUGGUUUCUCACAAAAACAAGCGUAUCUCUGUGAAAUGUCAAUGGAGCACAGGGAAUACCAAGCUUUUUUUUCUCCAAAACCUUUUACAUUUAAUUCAGCUCGUGUCAUGCUAAUUUAGCUUUUUGCGACCCGCUGAAACAACUUUGAAGACGACAACCACAAAAUGUUAAAUCCUCAAAAGUUGUUAUAAGAAACCUGCACCGCGAUGUCAACAGAGCUCGUGCUUAUUAUCGUAUGUAUUAUCGAUUGCGUAACGCAAUCAAACUUUUUGGAUAUAAUGUUAAUGAUACAGUGGCUUGUGAAAGUAUUCACCCCCCUUGGCAUUUUUCCUAUUUUGUUGCCUUACAACCUGGAAUUAAAAUUGAUUUUUGGGGGGGUUGUAUCAUUUGAUUUACACAACAUGCCUACCACUUUGAAGAUGCAAAAUAUUUUUUUUGUGAAACAAACAAGAAAUAAGACAAAAAAACAGAAAACUUGAGUGUGCAUAACUAUUCACCCCCCCCCCCCCCAAAGUCAAUACUUUGUAGAGCCACCUUUUGCAGCAAUUACAGCUGCAAGUCUCUUGGGGUUUGUCUCAAUAAGCUUGGCUAGCCACUGGGAAUUUUGCCCAUUCUUUAAGGCAAAACUGCUCCAGCUCCUUCAAGUUGGAUGGGUUCCGCUGGUGUACAGCAAUCUUUAAGUCAUACCACAGAUUCUCAAUUGGAUUGAGGUCUGGGCUUUGACUAGGCCAUUCCAAUGCAUUUAAAUGUUUCCCUUAAACCACUCAAGUGUUGCUUUAGCAGUAUGCUUAGGGUCAUUGUCCUGCUGGAAGGUUAACCUCCGUCCCAGUCUCAAAUCUCUGGAAGUCUGAAGCAGGUUCCUCAAGAAUUUCCCUGUAUUUAGCGCCAUCCAUCAUUCCUUCAAUUCUGAACAGUUUCCCAGUCCCUGCCGAUAAAAAACAUCCCACAGCAUGAUGUUGCCACCACCAUGCUUCACUGUGGGGAUGGUGUUCUCCGGGUGAUGAGAGGUGUUGGGUUUGUGCUAGACAUAGUGUUUUCCUUGAUGGCCAAAAAGCUCAAUUUUAGUCUCAUCUGACCAGAGUACCUUCUUCCAUAUGUUUGGGGAGUCUCCCACAUGCCUUUUGGCGAACACCAAACGUGUUUGCCUAUUUCUUUCUUUAAGCAAUAUCUUUUUUCUGGCCACUCUUCCAUAAAGCCCAGCUCUGUGGAGUGUACGGCUUAAAGUGGUCCUAUGGACAGAUACUCCAAUCUCCGCUGUGGAGCUUUGCAGCUCCUUCAGGGUUAUCUUUGGUCUCUUUGUUGCCUCUCUGAUUAAUGACUUGCUUGCCUGGUCCGUGAGUUUUGGUGGGCGGCCCUCUCUUGGCAGGUUUGUUGUGGUGCCAUAUUCUUUCAAAUUUUUUAUAAUGGAUUUAAAUGGUGCAGACUCUGGGGCCUUUCAGAACAGGUUUAUAUAUACUGAGAUAAUGUGACUGAUCAUGUGACACUUAGAUUGCACACAGGUGGACUUUAUUUACCUAAUUAUGUGACUUCUGAAGGUAAUUGGUUGCACCAGAUCUUAUUUAGCGGCUUCAUAGCAAAGUGGGUGAAUACAUACGCACGCACCACUUUUCCGUUAUUUUAUUUUUUCAUUUCACUUCUCCAAUUUGUACUAUUUUGUGUAUGUCCAUUACAUGAAAUAAAAAUAAAAAUCCAUUUAAAUUACAGGUUGUAAUGCAACAAAAUAGGAAAAACGCCAAGGGGGAUGAAUACUUUUGUUAGAGAAAUACAUGAAUAAUCAUAUUUGCCUUGGUAAAAUGUAUUUUAUAACAUAAGGAAGUGAGAUUUCAUCACCCUAGCACAUUUUCAGCCACUCUAGGCAGAGUGGGAGGACACCCUAUAUCAUAUUUCAAAAAGGUACAGCUAUAGGUGCACUUUGAGACAGAGCAUCAGAAUAAUCUUUUUACUCAGAAACAUUUGUCAGUUAUGUUGUAUAGGGUGUGAAUCCACCCACCCAAUACAAGUGGUAGUUAUGUACUGUCGCUGUAGAAGUGGGAUAGGACAUGCCUCCUCACCUCACCUUCAAACCUUCUCUUCAAAGUUCAAACACAGCACAGGAAGACAGAGCAAUGCAGAAAGCCCCAUUGGUCUUUCUCUACUAAGAUGUCAAGUUGUGUUUUAUGCCCAAAACAUUCAUUUAUUUCAACAUCAGAACUAUCUUUUCCGAGAAAUACAAUUAUCAAAUGAGUCACUCUUGAGUACCUUUCACACUUUGCUCAUUUUGAAAAGUGUCAUCGGGGUAGCGCUGCUCUCUGUGGCAUCACCGAGGUAAAGGACAACAGAAGAAAGUAAUGUAUUUCACUAUGAGUAAAACCAAAACAUGGAAUGGGCUUCACAGUUCAUACUGUACUCAAAAGGCCUUUAUCAGAAGCUAGGGUCUUUGUGUGUAUAUAGGCCUACAACGUUCUUAUACUGUAAGGGUGCUGUCUACAACCUAGAAAGUGAUUUCCUUGUGAAGGAUGGGAGUCGGGACACACUCUAUUACCUGCAGCUUUCCAUGUUGUAGCUGUAGUGAAACUGACUGGAAUUAACCCCAGAGGCAGUGGAGCAGGUGAAGGCAGUAGAGCAGGUGAAAUUAUUCCAGCGGGCAGAAGGAGAGAGAGAGAGCUCCCGUUCAGAGAUAAAGCACACAGGAAAACAGCUUGUUGAACACACAUUAGUUUCAGGUCACUGAUGUCCCACUUACCAGCGAGCAGAGGAAAGGCAACUAUAGCAACACUUUUGAAUGGCUAUGAUUGAUACUCAAGUGUAAUGGAAACUUGUAUAACAUCAUAUACUUUAUUUGCUCUCUGGCAGUUGAAGGUAGAAGAUCUAGUGGUCAGGUCUAGUGGUCAGGUCUGGUGGUCAGGUCUGGUGUCUGUCUGUCUGUCUGUCUGUCUGUCUACCCAUGCCACUUGCUCUGUGGGUUGAUUCUUGUCAUGUUGCCAACAGAGUCCCCCAGGCAACACCUCUCAGACACACACACACAUUACUCCACCACCUCACAGUAGGCAAUGUGAAGUGACUGAAUCAGCUACAGUACUGUACUGUGUGUGUAUGAGUGUGUGUCUCUCUCUCUCCCACCGCUGGUUGGUAAACAAACACGUUCAUUGGUGCAGGACGCUAAAGGCAGACACUCACCUAUUGUAUGGUCAAGUCUGAGUGUUCCCUGGGCCAGCCGCAAAUGGCCAUGCCAACCCUUCAUGAGGCUCCGUUAAAGCUCUCUACUGUAUAACUGCUCUGGAGCACCACUCGCCUCUCUAAACCCCUUUUUUAUACUCAGGAAAAUCCUGUGGCACCAUUGGGGAGAUGAACGUUUAUUUAAGGCAUUAGGUGUCAAAGGGAAUUCCACUAGAGACUAAAAUAAAUAUGGACGUUUAGAUUGUGGUUUUGACGACAGCAGAGAGAGCUGGAGCACCCGGACCUGUUUGGCCACUAGUUGGUUUGCCUCCCUCCCUGUUUCAGAUGCAGCUCUGCUCUGCUCUGCUCUAUAGAGUGUGCUUGGUUUUGAGCUGUUAUAAAAGGCCAAGGUUUAUUUCUCUUUCACAUCUGCAGAUGAUCAGAGACAGAGGGAGUCAAAAGGAGGAGGAGGAUAGACUUGCUGCUACUCUUAAUGAUAGAAAAAGGUCUGCAGCUUGCUGAGCUGCCAAUGGUUUAGCUCAGUUUAUGGGUUGUUUAUCAGGCAAAAUACUUUCUAACUCCCACAUCUGAUAAAUAACUCAGUGACUUGCAAUAACUUAGAAUGUUUUAUCUCAUUCCAACUGUACCUAAAAAACAGGGUGCCAGUAUUAGUGGAUAGCAGUUUCACUGAGUAUCCCUCUGCAUCUUUGUAUCUGUUGAACUGGAGAUGUUUGGGGUGAGGGCUGUUAUGUCCAUCUCUGAGGGGGUUACUUUGGUACACACAUAAAUAGUAUAUAUAAUGCUCAGCCAUGGAUCAGUGUGUCUGUUCGCUUAACUUGCUGUUUAAAGGUGACACCAUUUCCCUUGUCCCACAAUAUAGAUCCUUAAAUGAGUUAAUAGACCAUUAAGAAAGAGAGUUCCAAACCUCUCUGCCAAUAAUAGCAAGUUUUCAGUUUUGCCCUCCCAAGUCACACCACUCCCAUACUGUCCUAGCAAAAUUCUUGCUUGAGAAAUUCCUCUUUGCUAAGAAGCUAUUUUUGUUUCUUUUUGACCAUUUUAAUUUAAAAUAAUUACAGUAAGGUACGUAAUUGUUACCUGGAAAUUAUUUGAUAUUGAGAUAAAAACAGCUGCAUUGGACCUUUAAAUAGGCCUCCUAAAAGCCUGUUGGAUAUUGAGUUCCCCUAAACCAGACUCUAAAACAACACACAAUACAUACCAUGGUGCUGCUUACUAUCUCACUCAUUCUAUCUUAACUCAUUCAUCCCUUUGAAGUGAAAAGAUUGAUCAUAUUUUAAUAUAUUUUAGGAUGCUUCAUAUCAGCAGAGUUUGCUCUGUGAAACUACUGUAUUAAGUGAGACACAACCUCCCUGUGAAUGUUUAAAACAUGCUGCUAUAGUAUGCAGCACGUAAACAUGAAUAUGGUUAGCUUUUAUAUACUACAUCAAUGAAUAAAAGGCAUUUUGACUCAAUUGAUGUCAUUGUCAUUCUCACACUUUUUUUCACAUUCCCUCCAUUUUGGGCAUGUCUUAAAAUGUAUGUGUUCCCUAAAAGUCACAACAAGAAACCAUAGGCUCUUAUGUCAUAGUGCCAGUAUACACAGUGUGCUUCCAGGCCUGUUGGAGCUGUUAGUUACUGAUAAAGACAGACCGUCUGCAGUACGGAUGAUGUGGACAGACUACAGUGCAGUACAUGUUCAACAUACUGGACAUUCCUUUAAGCUUACUGCAGGUUUCCCCCAUCGUCUGUUGCAGUGUAAGUUAUGGCUACAGUAGCACUCUCAUUGCUUUUGUGAGGUCAUAUAAUCACUGUUAAUUUUCAUGUAAACAUCUGGCUCUAGUAAUGAAUGAGAGACAUUAUUCCGUUUGACACCUUGCCAGUAUAGGCAUCAUUUUUUAUCAUUCACAAUAGGCCUAUACAUAUGUUGUUAUAGUCCCCAUACAUUAAAACACGGAUCAUGGAAAGCUAAACAGGAAACCCUACAUUCAAUGUAUGUAGACUUUUCAAAUAGUAAUAUAUCUGAAUUACUUCAUGAUGGUAAUUUGAAUUUAAUUUAAUACAGUCUAUAUUUAGCCUUAUCACAGAGGUCCCAGACAAGAACUCCUUGACAUUUUAACUUUGGACAGGUUUAAUCUCAUCACAAUGUGUCUAAAACGUGUUUCCCCCACCUUAUACAUGACGUGGUGUGUGCACUGUGUAAGCACUCCACACACCUUGACUGAGUCUAUUUUUAGAACGCUGAAGCUGUAAAAGUUUCCAUUUAUACCCGCUGUGCUGUGUCACCUGGCUGUCAGAAGAACAACAGGAAGUGAUGGGGAUAUAAAAAGAGCUGUAGAAAUGGAACACUAAGGUCCACCUAGUGGACACUCUGUGCCAAUGCAGCUCACUGUAGUGACAUCUUCUGGUAUCGCUACUACAGCCAACUUGCACACAGAGUAAUCAGCAGUUCUUAGUGUUAUGUUUCCCUUGGUGAUGUUUUACUGUAGGAUCAGUAUGUUUUUGUCAAGAUGUUAUGCCCUUUUCUACUGUGUAAUAUACUGUACCUUUUGUAAGUGUUUGUUGAAAGAGAAAGGAAGAUAUGAAAAGGCCAGAAGUGAAAAUUGCCCUCCCUGGAGCUGUGAAAUGCUGCCUGGGAAGAACAGACGACAGUACAGUAUUACAUCAAACACUUUUGAUGCUCUGAUUAACUAACAGCCUGUACUUGUUUCUCUUCUCCUCCCGGCAGUAAACGAGAUUAUAAGGAAGGAUCUGACCGGCGUGCAGGCCAGAGGUCAGACUUAGACGACAGGAAACAGGAAGUGGACAGCUGCAGCUCACUCUUCGUCGCCAUGAGAACCUCUUCCUCUUCCCUGUGUGCCCAUCUCCAUAGCAACCCUAUAUCAACCCCAGCCACCAGCAGUUUGGCUGCUCUGCCCGUUUCCUUCAAAUAA
This is a messenger RNA of Coregonus sp. 'balchen', 37531 nucleotides long. The record is from the annotation of a GenBank genome assembly. NCBI's taxonomy places the organism in Eukaryota, Metazoa, Chordata, Actinopteri, Salmoniformes, Salmonidae.